Molecule: messenger RNA, 1485 nt
Organism: Prunus avium (sweet cherry)
Lineage: Eukaryota; Viridiplantae; Streptophyta; Magnoliopsida; Rosales; Rosaceae
Product: methylesterase 10-like
Biological process (GO): jasmonic acid metabolic process; salicylic acid metabolic process
Molecular function (GO): methyl indole-3-acetate esterase activity; methyl salicylate esterase activity; methyl jasmonate esterase activity
Source: RefSeq, a predicted model, not a curated record
GAAUAGUAAUUGACCUUAGAUCGCCGGGUGGAAAGCAUCAAAAUAUUGCAAGGGCAGAUACUAUUUACGUGAACAGUAACUGCCCUUGUCUUCCCUUCCCUUUUGCCAUAGCAAAUGGGUGGAAAUGCUAUUAUAUAUCUAUCGAUCAAGAAAGACAGACACAGAGAGAGAGAGAGAGAGAGGUAAAUGGAGAAUCCGAAACACUUUGUUUUGGUUCAUGGAAUUUGCCAUGGAGCAUGGUCCUGGUACAAGCUUGUCACUCUCCUCCGGCAUGCCGGUCACCGUGUCACUGCCUUGGACCUUGGUGCUUCUGGGAUCAACUCCAAGCAGCUACAUGAGAUCACUUCCGUUUGGAACUAUGUCCAGCCAUUGAUGGAGUUCAUGGCUUCUAUUUCCCACGAGGAGAGGGUCAUAUUGGUUGGCCAUAGUUAUGGCGGCGCUUCCGCACAACAUCUGGCCAUGGAGAGAUUCCCUCAGAAGGUUUUGGCUGCGGUUUUUGUCACAGCCUAUAUGCCUCAUUACAAUUCUCCCCCUGGAGUUCUCAUACAAGAAUACUUCAAAGGGACCCCAGUUGAAUCAUUAUUGGAUUGUGAGCUUAAGUUCGGCCAAAACCAGGAAAAUCCACUAACCUCAGUUGUCUUUGGUCCACAAUACAUGGCAGAAAAAUUGUUCCAGAAGUGCAAACCAGAGGAUCUGGAAUUAGCUAAAAUGUUGGUAAGGCCAUCCGGGUUGUUCUUGGAAGACUUCAUGACCAAAGAGUGCCAGCUAACAGAACCGAAGUUCGGGUCAGUAACUAGGGUUUUCGUAGUGUGCGAAGGAGAUGAAGUUGUCAAAGAAGAAUUUCAACGGUGGAUGAUUGAGAAUGGUCCGACUGCACAAGUGAUACUGAUUAGAGAAGCUGGUCAUAUGGUCAUGCUCUCAAAGCCCGAACAACUUUGUGGAUGCUUAUGUGAAGUGGCUGAGAAAAUAUCGUAAUGCUUGUUUUAAACCUUUUAAUAAAUCCAAAAUCUGUUGGCUUUGUGGCCAGAGACUAGUUUGCAACUUUGUUUUUUGGCGAGUAGUGCCAAGCUAUACUAUACCUAUAAUCAUGUGGGUGCCGCCCCCCAGCUGGCAAGUAUGUUAAAAUUUUCCAUUUAAGGGUUAUGGAAGUCGGUAAGAAAAGUUAAAAUGGGAAUUGCAUCUGCUUUAGUUGUUUUGAUACAAGUGAUACUAGCGGAGGUGGGAUUUGAAAACAUGAUCUCGGGUGCAAAGGGUAAUUGCUUUUAACUUAGCUACAAAUUCAUAGUUGAUAGGGCACAAGUUGUUGGGUGGCCUCUCCAAUAGCAUGAUAAUGCUUUAGCCACCACCCGGAAGAAGAAUGAUGAAGUGAUGGAAAACCUUAUCGUGAAAAGAACUGUGUGGUGGACAAAAUAUAUUAGCUAUGUUGUAUUGGAGUUGAAGUUUGUAUUGUCUAUCUGUUUCCCAUCUUAUUUAAGAAGAGGAUGU